This is a messenger RNA of Bursaphelenchus okinawaensis, 2383 nucleotides long. The record is from the annotation of a GenBank genome assembly. NCBI's taxonomy places the organism in Eukaryota, Metazoa, Nematoda, Chromadorea, Rhabditida, Aphelenchoididae.
AUGACGGACUCAUUAUUAAAAACGGUAAGAACUUUUAACUUAAAGAUACUGUCGAAGUACGACUAGAAACAUUUUAUUUUAAAAAUUACAUUUCAUAAUGAUACAAACAUUCUGCAUGUCUAACGGAGAAGACGUAUUUUACCAAAACCCAUUAAAACUACAACGCGCUUUUCUAAUUUAAGCCUAAACGGGUCGAACCUUAUGUUAAAGCGGAUGUCGCUGAUCGUGCCUGAUCUUGAGAUUAAAAUAACUAAAAAAUAAGAAGCUUUGCUAAGCUCAAACCUAAUAAACUUUAACCUAGAUUUAAAGCUAUACCUAAGCCUUUGUCUAUAAUUAAACUUAAGCUUAGUUUUAAACAUAAGCCUAAGCUACCUUAAGAUUUAAGAGUAAUCCUAAGGUUGAGCUCAAGCCUAUACUUGCGUUGAAGCCCAGGUCAAAGCCUAAGCCUACUAAGCCUAAGCCUAUUAAGCUUAAACCUACUAAGCCUAAGCCUACUAAGCCUAAUCCUACUCAGGCUUAGCCUAUAAAGCUUAAUUCUACUAAGACUAAGCUUACUAAGCCUAAGCCUACUAAACCUCUGCCUACUAAGCCUAAGCCUACUAAGCCUAAGCUGACAAAGCCUAAGAAUACUAAGCCUACUAAACCUCAGCCUACUAAGCCUAAGCCUACUAAGCCUAAGCUCACUAAGCCUAAUCAUACUAAGAGUAAACCUACGCCUUAGCCUAAACAAACUAUAAAACAGAAUAAAAUAGACAUUAAAACUACCUAAUGCCAAUCAAUUUCAGACAAUAUUAUCCAUCUUCGCGGCCCUCUCAAUCGCCUUCUGUGCCACAUUUGCUGGUCAAUUCGCACAAGAAGCCCUAACAAUCGAUGAAACAACAUUCUUUGCUUCAUACUUUCUAACAUACCUCAAUACCAUGUUCAUGUUACCAUUAUAUCCAUUGUUUUUACUUGGCAGAGUUUUCAUUUUCAAAGAAAAAGCGGCCGAUGUCAAUCGGAAUGCAUUCAAAAUUUGGAAAAAUGAAAAAGUAAGGUGAAUUUUUAAUUUUUUUCAUUAGUAAGAGGCUCAGAUUGCUGUAAUUUAAAAAUUUUUGAAAAAUUUAGAAAAAAAUUUUAGCCGGACUCAUUCACAAAAAAAAAUUUUUUUUUGAAAACUUUGGCUUGAAAAAUGAAAAAUUGCAAGUUUUUUGCCAUUUUUAAUUAAUAUAAAACCAAAUUUCCAGGGAAAAAGGUACCCAAUGUACUACAUAGCACCAGUAGCCGUAUGUGUACUAUAUGGAUGGGUAGCACCGAACUAUAUCUUCGCUGUCGCUUUGAAAUUUAUAUCAGUAUCAGCAGCCGUCUCAAUAAAGAGUUUGAAUGCUGCUUUAGUGUUCCUACUGUCAGUGGUUUGGCUGAAAUCAGCUUUUAGCUGGUUUAAGGUGGGUUUACUGCAGUAGUAUAGAAUAAUACAAAAAUGCCAUUUUUGAUUAAAUGUAGUUGGCGAUAUCAAAAUAAAAUUUAAAAAAUGAAUUUCAGGGCUCUGGAGUACUCUUUAGUAUAGCAGGCGUCGUGAUAGUAUCAUUAAACGAUGAAUUCACUGGUAGCUUAACUGGAGUACUAUUUAUGUUGCUAUGUGCCACUAUUAUCGCUAUGUAUAACGUAAGUCAUAACCUAGCCUCAGCCUAGCCUAACCCCUAACUUAAGCCCUUGCCCUAGCUUUAGCCCUUGCCCUGUACUUUUACUGUAAUUUUUAGGUCUGUGUCAAAAAAAUCUUUGGAGACCUAAACCUAGGCCAAGUGUUAUUCUUUUUGUCAUCUCUAGGCCUAACCGAUGUGAUUGUCAACACGAUACCAACCUUUUUGAUGGUAUAUUUUGAUGUGGAACGUGUCGUAUGGAGCAAAAUACCAUGGCAGCCAGUUAUUUGCAACUUAAUCAUGGCUUCUUGUAAGUAUGCAAAAACUUUGUUUACAAACCAUAAAAUGGCAAGAACUUUCUUUACAAACUUUAAAUUUUUUAAAUUUUAGUAUAUAACAUCUCGGUAAACUUUGGUAUAGCGUUACUGAACCCUUUAGUGGUGUCAAUCGGUAUUUUGGUAGCCAUUCCAGUUAGUGCAGGUAAGUUUUCAUUUACUUUCUUUGCAAAACAAAAAAUGGCAAUAACUUUUUUUUCCAAGGCAAAAAUAGCAAAAACUUUCUUUCCAAGUCAAAAAAAUUGCAAAAACUUUCUUUGAAAAUCCAAAAAUCGACCAAUUUUAGCGGUCGAUAUUCUAUUCCAUGGCCUGCAAGCCGGAGUGCAAGUAAUGAUAGGUGGCCUACUCAUCUGUAUCGGCUUCUUACUCAGUACACUGCCAAUCGACGAGUGGAGAAAACCAAAACCUCACCCUAUUAAUCAGGACUUCUAA